This is a messenger RNA of Moneuplotes crassus, 554 nucleotides long. The record is from the annotation of a GenBank genome assembly. NCBI's taxonomy places the organism in Eukaryota, Ciliophora, Spirotrichea, Euplotida, Euplotidae.
AUGGACAAGACCAUAUAUACAACAUUUGGCAGAACAACAGAGAGAUCGGUGGAAAUCGAUGUGCCCAGAAUUGAGAAAUUAAAGUUUGAAGACAACAAGUCAGGUUCUUCAUGGAAAUUCAUCUUUGACAAAAUCAUUCAUAAUAAAAAUGAAGACGGUGAUAUCUCAGAAAUGAUCAGCAAGGCAAGGGAAAAACACAAGACUCUCUCCAAAGCAGCUUCAUUAAAUAGAGAAAAGAAGAAAUAAGAGGAAGAGAAACAAAAGGGCAAAGUUCUCCCAGCGGGCUCAAGACUCUAUGAAAAAGUCCAGCAUCAAAAACAACCCUCAGAAAUUUGAAUUUAAUCAGAGUAUUCAACUGCUCAAUACAUUUGGAGGCACUGAGGAUAUAAGACCUUCACAAGACAAAGGCAGUCCUCAGAGAAGACACACUUCUAACAACAAAAGCAACUUUAUAUUCCCAAUAAAGAGAAGACUCAGUCAGAAGAAGAGAAUCACCUCGAAAGAUUUAAAUUAAUGAUCUUCCCCAACAAGGAAAUCCUGAAUUUGGCCCUAUA